GGCGGCAACGCCGAGAACGCUUCCUACAUCGUCGCAGUCAUCGCGGACAUAGGCGCUCUCGAUCUCGGACUCGUUCACGGUCCUAUUCUCUCUCUAAUAGUCCAAGUCGCAGUCGUAGUCCAAGCCGUCGUCACCGUCAUCGAACCUGGCGACACGGCCACAAGCACCGUCGUGGCCGGUCAAGAUAUGGAGCCCCAGCCUCGAGAUCGUCUGGAUCACACUCGUAUUCUUCUCGAUCCCGAUCGAGAUCAUCCACAUCGUCCGCCUCUCAGAGAUUUCAUAAGCGAGAUCGGCGCCGCCGUCUUGACAGCAGCAUCGGUGUAG
Molecule: messenger RNA, 324 nt
Organism: Protopolystoma xenopodis
Lineage: Eukaryota; Metazoa; Platyhelminthes; Monogenea; Polystomatidea; Polystomatidae
Source: the annotation of a GenBank genome assembly